GGUUUAUAUAUGUCACCCCUCAACCACUCUCUCUAUAUUUUCUCUCACUUUCCUUCCCUUUCCCUGUAACCAAACGGCCAACAUAAAUCAAAUUUAAAGUGAUGCGAAACUCGAAACUGUAAGAAACCUAGAUUGUAGCUACUCCCAGACACCAAAAACUGAAGUGGGUAUUCAUUCUUUUUUUUAAAAUCUUUUAUGUUCCGGCGACCGGAAAAGAGAAAAAAAUGAAGAAGUUUAAUAAGCAGAAGCAAAUUUUCUUCACCGGAGCUCUGAUCGUUUUCUCAUUGGGUUUCGUUCCCGGCGGCGAUUCUGACCUGGCAUCGGACCGUGCCGUCCUGGUUACCCUCCAAAGAGCUGUAGGUGGUCGGACGCGCAUGUGGGACCUCAAUCAGUCCAGCCCAUGUUCAUGGGUCGGAGUCAUUUGCGCCUCCGGCAGAGUCACCCAGUUGCGACUUCCCGGCGAGGGACUGAUCGGAAAACUUCCUCUUGGACUUGGGAACCUUACCCAACUUCAAUAUCUCUCUCUACGGUUCAACGCGCUUUCUGGUCCGGUUCCGGCGGACCUUGGAAAACUCGUCAAUCUUCGAAACCUCUACUUACAUGGUAACUUUUUCUCGGGGAAUAUUCCCGAAUUCUUUUUCAAAAUGCAAAACUUGGUCCAAUUUAAUCUUGCUUUCAACAAUUUUUCCGGUGAGAUCUCGCCGCGGUUUAAUAACCUCACGAAGUUAGAUACUCUGUAUUUGGAGAACAAUAGCUUUACUGGGUCAGUCCCAGAAAUUGAUUUGCCUGCGCUUCAGAAAUUCAACGUUUCGUAUAAUCGAUUAAACGGGUCGAUCCCAUCGAAGCUAUCGAGGUUUGAAGCAAGCGCUUUCGAAGGUAAUUCACUUUGUGGGAAGCCCUUGAUUGUGUGCAAUGGGACUGAAAGUAGUGAGGACAAGUCCUUGUCUGGUGGAGCAAUUGCGGGAAUUGUGAUUGGGUCUAUGGCUGGGCUUUUAUUGAUUGUUUUCAUUCUGAUAUUUCUAUGUAAGAAAAGAAAGAGUGGCAGCGAAGAAAAGGGUCGCAAGGAAAGCACACCAAAGCUUACUGAGGUUGAAAUUCCAAGUGGGAAGACGAUGUUGCAGGGUGAAAGUUUGAGUUCUGAUUUUUCGUCCUCGGCGUUGGCGGCAAAAGCCAAUGCAAGGGGUGGUGGGAAUAAGAAUUUGGUGUUUUUCGGUAAUGCUGUAAGAGUGUUUGAUUUGGAGGAUUUGUUGAGGGCAUCAGCCGAGGUUCUAGGGAAGGGGACUUUCGGGACGGCCUACAAGGCAACUCUCGAAAUGGGGAUUGCUGUGGCCGUGAAGAGAUUGAAGGAAGUGGCUGUACCGGAGAAGGAGUUUAGGGAGAAGAUGGAAGAGGUUGGGAGAGUUGAUCAUGAGAAUUUGGUCCCACUCAGGGCUUACUACUAUAGCAGAGAUGAAAAGCUUCUUGUUUAUGACUACAUGCCCAUGGGAAGCUUAUCUGCGCUUUUGCAUGGAAACAGAGGGGCUGGCAGGACUCCAUUGAAUUGGGAAACAAGGUCUGGUAUUGCCCUUGGAGCUGCCCGUGGUAUUGCAUACCUACACUCGAAAGGCCCCUUGAUAUCCCAUGGAAAUAUUAAGUCUUCGAACAUCCUCCUCACACGAAACUAUGAAGCCCGCAUCUCAGAUUUCGGCCUUGCUCAUAUUGCUAUCCCCAUGUCUACACCCAACCGCAUUGCUGGUUACCGUGCCCCAGAAGUCACAGAUUCACGUAAAGUAUCACAGAAAGCAGAUGUAUACAGCUUUGGUGUAUUGCUUUUGGAGCUGCUCACAGGGAAGCCUCCUACUCAUUCUCAGUUGAAUGAGGAAGGAGUGGACCUUCCUAAAUGGGUUCUGUCUGUGGUUCAAGAGGAAUGGACUGCUGAGGUUUUUGACCUCGAGCUUCUCAGGUAUCAGAACAUUGAGGAAGAAAUGGUCGAGCUUUUACAACUUGCACUUGAAUGUGUGGCUCAGCAUCCAGAUAAGCGCCCCUCAAUGCCUAUGGUCACAAACCGAAUUGAGGAGCUCUGCCGUGUGAGCUUACAGGCACAAGAGCAAAAUCCAGCAAACAAUGAUUUAUUCAUUGACACCGAGGAGGGGCUAUCUGAGUAGUAUUAGUUGACAGAGUUGGUUGGACCACCACCUUCAGUAAAAGAUUGAAGAAACGACAGCAAUUUUCCAUUGCUCCAUUUUUCUUCUCAAUCUUAUUCUAUAGCUUUUUUCAUUGUUUGUAUUCUUGGUCCAUUUUUACAUAAUUUACUGUGCAAAAUCCUUUUUGUUUUCUUUCUUUGUUUCUAUGUUUUGCUGCCCUGGUUGUUUUCAGAAUAGCAUUUUUUCUAUUUCCCCCUUGUUUAUUGUGUAUGUGGAUGGGGAAUAUUAUUUUGUUAGUAUUUAACUUGGUUUGUGUGAAAUACAAAUUUUGAAUUUGCUUA
Molecule: messenger RNA, 2464 nt
Organism: Ziziphus jujuba (common jujube)
Lineage: Eukaryota; Viridiplantae; Streptophyta; Magnoliopsida; Rosales; Rhamnaceae
Product: probable inactive receptor kinase RLK902
Exons: 2
Coding region: 225-2144 (639 amino acids)
Biological process (GO): protein phosphorylation
Molecular function (GO): protein binding; protein kinase activity; ATP binding
Source: RefSeq, a predicted model, not a curated record